Messenger RNA from Cryptosporidium ubiquitum, 765 nucleotides. RefSeq lists its product as uncharacterized. The record is from RefSeq and is a predicted model, not a curated record. The coding region runs from base 1 to 765 and encodes 254 amino acids. The transcript has a single exon. NCBI's taxonomy places the organism in Eukaryota, Apicomplexa, Conoidasida, Eucoccidiorida, Cryptosporidiidae.
AUGAGAUUAGAAGUAUUAAUUAUAGUUAUUUUUCUGCUUUUAAAAAUUAAUCUCAUUCAAUGCUUGAAACUUAGAACAGGCUAUGACAAUUAUUCUGAUAGUGCAGAUACAGAUCCUCGAAGCAGUAAUAUAAAAGAUUCUGAGUCUGAAUAUACUAGCGGAAAAUAUUCAUCUGAGGUUGUAAAUGGACCAAAAUACUCAACAAAAUCUGCAAAAACUGACUAUGCAUCUCAGGUAGAAUCCGAAGAUGGGGAUGACGAUGAACCCGAGAAAGCACCACUUAAAGUUCAGUCCGAAAAAGCUUAUAGCGAAAAAAAUGAUGAUUAUUCUAAUGAAGAAAGUAGUGAAGUUGAAAUCCCUAAACGUAGUUCUAAGAGUACAGAAAAUGGUCAAGGAGAAGUGAAUAUGCCACAGAUACAGUAUAUGGCCAGACAACAAAGGUUCAACUUAGCAAGUACUGUGAAUCCUCCAUCAGAUGUUUCAAAUAUUAACUAUGUAUUUCUUUCUCCGGCUGCUCAGAGACAAAUUGAUAGAAAAAUCUCUAGGCUACAAAGAGGGGGAAGAUACCACGGAUCAAUGAAGGAAACUAAGACCGUUGGAGAAUGGCAAAAACGUUAUUAUAGUAGGCCUGCAACGGAGUAUGGUGAAGUUAAAGCCUCUAAUCAAGGAACCAGCUCAAUUUUUACAUGGAUAAUCCUGGGAUUUAUAGUUAUUCUAAUAGUUGUAAUUUGUACCUGUGGAGUCUGCUUUUUAAGCAAAGAAUAA